Clarias gariepinus (North African catfish) is the source of this 3039-nucleotide messenger RNA. RefSeq names its product scinderin (gene scin). Gene Ontology annotation, molecular function: actin filament binding; phosphatidylinositol-4,5-bisphosphate binding. The record is from RefSeq and is a predicted model, not a curated record. The coding region runs from base 100 to 2271 and encodes 723 amino acids. NCBI's taxonomy places the organism in Eukaryota, Metazoa, Chordata, Actinopteri, Siluriformes, Clariidae. The transcript is spliced from 16 exons. Gene Ontology annotation, cellular component: cytoplasm; actin cytoskeleton. Gene Ontology annotation, biological process: actin filament severing; actin polymerization or depolymerization; barbed-end actin filament capping.
AGUUGUUAGACACUACUAGUAUUGAUUCAUUCCUGACAGGCUGCCGUGUCUCACCGUUCUCUCAGCUUUAUACACCUUGACUACUCGCCCCGCUAAGCCAUGGCUGUCCACCACAAGGAGUUUGAACAGGCGGGAAAGAAAACAGGCCUGCAGAUCUGGAGGAUUGAGAAUAUGGAGCUUGCUCCAGUGCCAGAAAGCUUGCAUGGGAGCUUCUAUGUAGGUGAUGCCUACUUAGUCCUUCGCACAGUCAAUCAGAAAAAUGCCUGCUUCUAUGAUCUGCACUUCUGGCUGGGUAAGGAGUGCACUCAAGAUGAAAGCACAGCUGCAGCCAUAUUUACUGUACAGCUGGAUGAUUACCUCGGGGGCAAGCCGGUUCAGUACCGUGAACUCCAGGGUUGUGAAUCCACUGCCUUCACCAGCUACUUUAAAGGAGGGAUCACAUACAAAGCUGGAGGUGUGGCAUCAGGGUUCCAGCACGUCGUCACCAAUGACCUCAGCGCCAAGCGGCUCUUCCACAUCAAGGGUCGGCGUGUGGUCAGGGCCACAGAAGUGCCUUUGGACUGGGCGAGCUUCAACAAGGGCGACUGUUUCAUAGUAGACCUGGGUGCAACGAUCUACCAGUGGUGUGGCUCCAUGUGCAACAAGUUUGAGCGGCUGAAGGCAGCCCAGGUUGCUACAGGCAUUCGUGAUAAUGAACGCAAUGGCAGAGCUCAGCUUGUAAUUGUAGAAGAAGGACAUGAACCCAACAAGCUGAUCGAGGUUCUGGGUUCCAAGCCAGACCUUGCAGAUGGCGAUGAUAACGAUGACAUUGCAGCUGAUAUCUCGAACAGAAAAAUGGCAAAACUUUACAUGGUAUCUGAUGCCAGUGGAAAAAUGCAAGUGACGCUUGUAUCGGAAGAGAAUCCUUUCUCGCAGAGCCAUCUGUUGACUGACGAGUGCUUCAUUCUGGAUCAUGGCAAAAGCAAGAUGAUCUUUGUGUGGAAGGGCCGCAACGCAAACCCCAGUGAAAGAAAAGAGGCUAUGAAAACGGCCGAGGGCUUCAUCAAACAGAUGGGUUAUCCUGCAAACACACAGAUCCAGGUGUUUCCAGAAGGCGGAGAGACUCCCAUCUUCAAGCAGUUCUUUAAGGACUGGAAAGAGAAGGACCAGAGUGAAGGUCUGGGCCGAGUAUACGUCACAGAGCAGAUUGCUAGGAUCAAACAAGUGCCGUUUGAUGCUUCUAAACUUCACGAAUCUCAACAAAUGGCGGCCCAGUACAACAUGGUGGAUGAUGGCACUGGAGAAACCCAGAUUUGGAGGGUGGAGACUGGUAAUAAACAAGAGACCAAAGUCCCUAUUGAUACAGAGACAUAUGGCCAGUUCUAUGGCGGAGACUGUUAUAUCAUUUUAUACACCUACACAAAAGGACAAAUCAUCUACACCUGGCAGGGCUCCAGCAGUACAAUAGAUGAGUUGACUGCUUCAGCCUUUCUUACUGUGGAAUUGGACAAGUCAUUAGGAGGAAAUGCAGUCCAGGUCCGGGUGACCCAGGGGAAGGAGCCAGCACAUUUGCUGAGUCUGUUCAAAGCCAAGCCUCUGGUUGUGUAUAAAAACGGGACAUCCAGGAAAGGAGGGCAGGAACCUCCACCGCCGACCCGGCUAUUUCAAGUGCGCAGAAACCUGGGGACCAUCACACGCAUAUCUGAGGUUGAUGCCAUAGCAGCUAGUUUGAACUCCAAUGAUGCCUACCUAUUAAAGGUGCCUCAGGGAAAUGGGUAUCUGUGGGUAGGGAAGGGGGCAAGUCAAGAAGAGGAACAUGGAGCUGAAUACAUGAGUAAGCUUCUGCAGUGCCGCCCUCAACGCAUUACAGAAGGAAAGGAGCCAGGAGGAUUCUGGGAAGCUUUGGGUGGACAAACCUCGUACCAAACAUCAGAGAGGCUCGAGAGCAAAAGCACUGUGCGGCCUCCUCGUCUGUUUGCCUGCUCCAACAAAACAGGAAGAUUUAUCAUUGAAGAAGUACCUGGUGAGUUCACCCAGGAUGACCUGGCAGAGGAUGAUGUCAUGCUACUGGAUGUCUGGGAUCAGGUGUUUAUCUGGAUUGGAGCUGAUGCCAAUGAAGUGGAAAGAACAGAGUCAGUAAAAUCGGCCAAGGCGUAUAUUGACACAGACCCAUCCGGAAGGGAUAAGGGGACGCCCAUAGUCAUAGUGAAACAGGGCCAUGAGCCCCCUACAUUCACCGGCUGGUUCCUGGCAUGGGACUUCUCCAAGUGGGAGGCUGGGAGCACACAAUGAAGACACUGUAAUGUCAUUUUAUGAAAUUUUACUAAUGCUCAGGGGGACUUUAACGGCUGUGGCUAAAUCUAAGUGAAGGCAUGCUUUGCUUAAAAAAAAAAAAAAAAAAAUAUAUAUAUAUAUAUAUAUAUAUAUAUAUAUAUAUAUAUAUAUAUAACACAGCAAACUUGCCUGCAUGUCAUAAAGCACGUCAUCAUGGGUUACCUUUUAUUGUCACUGGAGUGCUGUACAUGUUAUAUACCUAUAUGCUCUAUCAUUUUAUAGACUGAUAUUUAUCUAUCAUGCAUUUUUUUUUUCGAAUUCAAAAUUUUAUGUCACAUACACAGCCAUACACAUUAUGCUAUGCAGUAAAAUGCCUAUUCGUGAUUCAAGAUUCAAAUAACUUUAUUAAUCCCAGAUGGAAACUGCUUUGUCUUGGUUACAGUUAUUUGAACUAUUGUAUUACUUUACCUGCAAAGGUGCAUGUAGUAAAUGAUAACUUUUAGCCAGGUUUUAAAAAUUAAAGGCAAUACAUGGGUUAUUGGGUUGGAACUUUGUAUUGUAAAUAAUUAUCAAGGUAAUUAUUAUUAUUUUUUUUUACCAAAUUAAACACAUAAUAAAGGUGAACAUUAUGUACUCCAUGUCAUUGUUUUUUUUUUUAUGAUCGUGGCCUUCAGCCAUUUUAUUGUACUUGCAUGCACAGCCUUCUCUGUAUUGCCUGUGUUUAGCUCUUUUUUUGUAAUGCAAUUUUUUUGCUAUAAAAAGAAUAAAAAUGAUCAUGUCACAGCC